Melanaphis sacchari is the source of this 882-nucleotide messenger RNA. RefSeq lists its product as uncharacterized. Bases 1 to 882 code for a protein of 293 amino acids. The transcript is spliced from 8 exons. The record is from RefSeq and is a predicted model, not a curated record. Lineage: Eukaryota; Metazoa; Arthropoda; Insecta; Hemiptera; Aphididae.
AUGGCCGCGGGCAUCGAUCGGAGUGUCGUAGUCAGACGCGGUCACGGGCAUACUGCUAAAGUUAAACGGAAUUUAUGGAGUAUUUGUAACAAAAUUCGAGAGGUAGUAAAUUUCAUCAAAUUUAAUUUUUGGGAAUAUUAUUCAAUAUAUGAUACAAAAAAGACUGGAUACGUAACAGUUUUCAAAUUCAAAAAUACAUUGUCUGGACCAUUAAAAUCUAUUAUUAAUUUAAAUGAUGAGGAAAUACAACUGCUAGUCAACUAUUUUGAAAAAUCCAAUGGACAAGUACCAUAUGGACAAUUUUGCGAAAUUAUACACGAGUCAAAUCUACCAAUAAAUGAGGAUGAAUUGAACUGGGUGAAAAAAAAUGACCCACAAUCAAUUUUUACUGAUGUAAGCAUAAAAGACAAAAUUAAAGAAAAUGGUACGAGAUCAUACAGUAAUAAAAAUGUUUAUCACCCAGUAAUAGCAAAUAAAACACAUAAAAAGGAUAAUGUGUUAACAAUAUUGAGAAAUCUUCAAAAACUUGUUUUAGUAAAUCGAAUUAAUAUUGGACAAUUUUUUAAAACAUUUGAUCCUCAUGAAAAAGGACAUGUAACUGAAACACAAUUCCGCAGGUGUUUAGACAUGAUAGGUGUCAGUUCAUUAGGUUCAAUAUACUAUCCGGAGAAAGAAUUAUCUGUAUUGUUGCUUAUGUAUAAAGAUAAAGAAUGUCCUGAAAGAAUCAACUGGAAACACUUUGAAGAUGAAAUAAAUACUGUAUUUAUGGAAAAAAACUUGGAAAAAUCUUCGGAUAUAGAAGUAAAAUGCGAUCGAAAUGUGAACGAAAUGCUUCGAGUAAAAGGACAAGAUUGGGAUGCAGUGGAAUUAAAUUUACAAUAA